Messenger RNA from Staurois parvus, 514 nucleotides. The record is from the annotation of a GenBank genome assembly. NCBI's taxonomy places the organism in Eukaryota, Metazoa, Chordata, Amphibia, Anura, Ranidae.
UGUGGGCACCCGGCUGCGCAAGAAGCGCUGCGCUUUGUGAAUGGCCCGGUGUCUUCUGGGACCUGUCAUGUCCACAGUCUCUUGGUCAUCUCCUGUACUGUGUCCGCAGUCUCUGGUCAUCUCCUGUACUGUGUCCGCAGUCUCUGGUCAUCUCCUGUACUGUGUCCGCAGUCUCUGGUCAUCUCCUGUACUGUGUCCGCAGUCUCUGGUCAUCUCCUGUACUGUGUCCGCAGUCUCUGGUCAUCUCCUGUACUGUGUCCGCAGUCUCUGGUCAUCUCCUGUACUGUGUCCGCAGUCUCUGGUCAUCUCCUGUACUGUGUCCGCCGUCUCUGGUCAUCUCCUGUACUGUGUCCGCCGUCUCUGGUCAUCUCCUGUACUGUGUCCGCAGUCUCUGGUCAUCUCCUGUACUGUGUCCGCAGUCUGUCUGGUCAUCUCCUGUACUGUGUCCGCAGUCUCUGGUCCUCCCCUGUACUGUGUCCGCAGUGUCUGGUCAUCCCCUGUACUGUGUCCGCAG